UUUGGGUGAAACUGAAAAUCCCUGAUUCAAUUCAAGUGCAGCUAACUCUCAAUCUGGACAUCUUAUGUCGGUAUUCAAACAAGCCUUGCCGUCGACGAUCCCGCGCAUAAUUCGAAGGUGCACCUCACCAUUUCUGGGAGGAAUAACGGUGCCCUACACUGCAUGUUCGGUAGCAACAGAAUGUCUGAGCCGAUCAUUCUGUCCGACGAAGAAGACCACUACGACGUCGCAACGCCUUUCACAAGCCUUUUCAAGAAACGCCGAACCGAUCCCGAUCCAAACCGGACCAUUCUCGUCCUGGACGAUGAUCCGACCCCCCAGAAGCCUGGUUCUUCGUCCACACCUUCUUUCGUUGCUGAGACUCCUAUGUCUGCGCCGUCCAAUUCCGACGUCUUAAUUGUCAAAUGCACAAGAGCUUCAUCUGAUUUUGAUCCCCACACUAGGGCCUCAACUUCCGAACCUGACAUCACGGGAAUUAGCAAGAUGAUAUGUUUGGAAUCUGACAAUGAGUUGGAAAAUUCUGGAAUGGACAAUGGGACUGGGAUUGAAACCAGGGAUUCAUGUCUGGAUUUUUCUGGAGAUUCAAGAUGGACUUCAGAGUUUAUUGGUUCCAGAAGUUUUCCUGAGAUGUAUCUAUCAUCUGUCCAUGCUACAUCAACUGAAAUGGCUGGGGACAACCCUCUUAAUCCAACAUCUUCAUUAAUGGAUAGUGAUCUGGUGCAUGACUAUCCUGGUAAGGAAAAUAUUAGCGUGGACAUGGAGCAGGAAGAGAAUAUUGAAAAAGUGAAAAGAUCCCAAGUUUCUGAAAAGAACACAAGUAAGCCAAUGGGGAGAACAAAGAUAACAAAAGAAGAAAGAGCUCGUCUAAUGGAGGAGAAGAAACUAAAGAAAGAGGAAGAGAAGUUGAGAAAAGCAGCUCUAAAGGCUGAAGCAGCGGAGUUGAAGAAAAACGAGAAAGAAAAGCAAAAAUGGGAAAAGGGAAAGUUUGCACUAAAAUCCGUUGUGGCUGAAAUUGAUGCGAAAGUAGUUGAAUCAGGUUCAAUUGGGGGGCAUUUACUUACUAGGUUUGCUGAGAAAGGGCUUACAUAUCAUAUAACUUCAAAUCCAAUUGAGAGGUCAAUUUUGUGGUCUAUGAAAGUUCCAGAACACAUUUUACAGCUUUCGACUGAUAGAGUAAAGAUUCCGUAUGUCUUACUUGUUCAUGAGGCAGACAAAUUUUGCGACCUAAUCACCAAUGAAUGUCUUUUCGAUCAUCUUUCUAGCGUUCAAAGUCUUUAUCCAACUUAUACAGCUUGUUACCUCACCAACAGGCUGAUGGCUUACAUUAAUAAAAGGGAACAGGAAAAAUACAAGAACCCAGAACAUAAUAGUUGUUGGAAGCGUCCACCUGUUGAAGAGGCGCUGGCAAAGUUAACGACUCAUUUCACUAAAGUACAUUCUAGGCAGUGUGUAGAUGAAGCUGAACUGGCUGAACAUGUUGUUGGAUUGACAUGCAGCCUGGCAUCUUGCCAAUUUAGAAAGAAGUUAACGCGAUUGUCUGUAAAUGCAAAUGGAUCUCUUAUCCCAAAGGACACUUUUGACCGCAAUUUAAUCAAGAAAAAUGUGUGGUUAAAAUCUUUGGUUGCCAUCCCCAAGGUUCAGCCACGAUUUGCUAUUGCUAUUUGGAAGAAAUACCCAACCAUGAAGUCUCUGUUGACUGUCUAUAUGGACCCAAAUAAAUCGGAACAUGAAAAGGAAUUUCUGCUCAAGGAUUUGAAAACAGAAGGUUUAACUGGUGGUGACAGAAGGCUUGGUGAGGUUUGUUCAAAGAGGGUUUACAGGAUUUUAAUGGCUCAAAGGGGAAGCAUUAGAACAGAUGAUGUCGAGGAUGGCGCUGAUUUCUUUGGACGUCAAUCAUCGUAAUAGCUUCGUCAUUGUAUGCAAACCGUUAGAAUGUAUAUUAUCAUUUUGGGACAAUGAAACUUUUGAUCCCUCAAGUUAAUUUUAGUUAUCGAUUUUCUCUUUGAAAUUUGAUCUUGAUCAAUCAAUUAAAUUGCUAGUUUUAUAAUCAUAUACAAUUAAUUUUUAUGAUGUUAUUUUCCCUUCCAAUCAAAAUGACUAAUUGUAUAUGGCUUUGAAACUCAAGAGUCUUGAUUUAUAAAGAUUAGAUUUCAAAAACUGACAAAUGAUACAAAUUUGAGAAAUCAAAAUUUUUCUUGUAUCUAUCAUUUCCAAAUUGUAUCAUAUUUACCCACCAAAAUAUACUUACUGAGAACAUUUGGAAGAAAAAGAAAGAGAAAAUCAAGCAUCAGAGUCGUUAUGAUGCACUAAAUCAA
Messenger RNA from Prosopis cineraria, 2315 nucleotides. Its product is annotated as crossover junction endonuclease EME1B. The transcript has 12 exons. The record is from RefSeq and is a predicted model, not a curated record. Gene Ontology annotation, molecular function: nuclease activity; DNA binding. The coding region runs from base 163 to 1902 and encodes 579 amino acids. Gene Ontology annotation, cellular component: Holliday junction resolvase complex; nucleus. Gene Ontology annotation, biological process: DNA repair. Lineage: Eukaryota; Viridiplantae; Streptophyta; Magnoliopsida; Fabales; Fabaceae.